Messenger RNA from Caenorhabditis auriculariae, 4526 nucleotides. NCBI's taxonomy places the organism in Eukaryota, Metazoa, Nematoda, Chromadorea, Rhabditida, Rhabditidae. The record is from the annotation of a GenBank genome assembly.
AUGUCAGCUUCAGAGUCGUCUUCUUCUGCCUCCUCGUCUUCGUCCAACUCUUCUUCAUCUCUCAACACCAUCGAGCAGUCUCUCCUCAACCUCAGCCACGACCGUUCUUCAGACGUCAGCCCAAAUCCAGGCUUACCCAACAACUCAGCUUUAUCUCUGGUAAGUCUGGUUUUACUCAGUCUUAUCUCUAGGCGCUCUAUUUGUCUACAUCUUUUACUAUAAAUAAUGCGUCGGUUCAGAAAAGAGAGAUUUUGAAUUCGAGCAGACCAGAUUAACCUCGGAAACAUACUUUUUCUUCAUGAAAAAUUGAGCCGUGGUGCUUUGAAGAUGGGACUCAAGCGGUCGCGAAGCGUUCUUCGUUUGAAUUCACACUUUGCCACACGUAUUUCGUAUCUUUCAACGGAUUUCAAUGUUUAUAGGAACUUUUUUAUUUUUUAUUUAUGCAGACGAUGAGUUUCAGCUCAUUUUUAUGAUUACUUUGAGAGGUUUACCACAAAAAAAGCGAUAUAUAUUAUAGAAUAAAUUAUAAUAUUGAAAAAACUUGCUUAACACAUCAUGAAUUGAGAAAGACUAAGAUCAUGACGUUAAAGAGAGAAUUAAAAAAAAAUCGAACGAGGAAACGAGUUGGACAAAGUUUGAAAACGCUUCGCGACCGUACUCAUCAGAAUUGUGGACCAGGGGACACGGGCCAAAAAAGAAUCUAGGGAGCGGAGAUUUUUGUUUGCACACACAGUUAGCUGAUUCGGAGGGGAACGGACGGAGAGUUUGUGAAGAUUCGGCUCUUUCGGACCAUUUCCCCUUUUGGGCCGUUCUAAAUGUUUUGUUUUGCUGCAAAGCGUGUCGGUGUAUCAUCGUGCAGCAGACCGACUAUUUGUGUCGCGCAGCAAACCGUGGCCGGCUACCGUAGUCCUCAAACAGUGGGGUUUUCCUCCUCGGCGUGGCCGCAUCCUGCAGCAAACAAGCAAGGCCGAAGUCGAAUUCUCCGGCUCCGCCCACACCUCCCGGCGAUUGGGUGCAGCCGAAGGGUAGGCGGAGACUCGACUUACCAUCACCGACGCUUCGGCUCGGAGAACCUUCCUCGGCGAGGAACUGUGUGGAGAGUGGAAACGGAGACGCGUGUGUGGGCGGAGCAGGCGGAUUGCAGCGGCAGGAAAUCGCAUUGACGUUGGCUGAGCCCUCGUCGCGCCUGUGCGCCAAGUGUUUAAUUCCUGAGGUUUAUCGUAAUCCAGGGAUGAUGUGAUAGGCUUAUCGGGUCGUCGCGGCUCAUCCCGAACAUGCAUGAGUUGGCGCCGCCAUGCUGCAGUCAUGAAGGCUUGCGGUCGCAGCAUGGCAGCCUUAGCCCGUCCAGAGCCUAUCACCUCAUCCGGUUCGUUUCCGUUGAUUCCCAUCUACUGUUCGUUCUUUUCAACCAUUGUUUCCUUUUCAGAACUUCCCCACUCGCAACACUUUGGCCGAAGCCAUGAACGGUGGAAACUUUGUGAGUUUCAAUUUUUUCAAUUUUUUCAAUUUUAGUGAAGUGAGUAAAAUUGUUGUGAACUUUUUUUCGAACCCAUGCUAAGGAAGUGUUUUGAGUUAUCCAAGCAAUACAGCAAUGUACAGUCUGUCCGAAUAUCCUUGCUGAUGUGCUCAAUGGAGCAUAGACAACAAAGGUUUUCAAUUUUCAAUGCUUAGUCAUUCACAGUGUUAUUGUUUAUCGUUCCCAAUUUUUGCGACUUUAAAGUAGAAAUGUUUCUUGAACAAACUAUACACAUCGUCCCAAAAAGGUUUCGCAAUUCCAAUUUUCCGGCUUAUACACAGUCUCGCUCACUCCUUUAUUGAACACUCUCUGCAAAGACGAUAAUAGAAAUUUUAUUAAAAAUAAAACACAACGUGUGGUUUGGCAGGAGAAAUUUGAUGAAGACGCCAACAAAGUCUCGCGAAGCUUAGCACUGCCGGAGAAUGAGAACGUUGUUGACCCGACGUCUUUUUACUUUCAGCUUUCGGUUUACCGUUGUAAUUUGCAUGUUCAAAACGCUGUUUGGGUUCGAUAUGUUGCUCUAUCUCUGGGAAAAGUGCCCUGAUCAUGAUAGACUUUCCAGCCCAUGUCCUACAUCCCGACGGUUUCUUCCGCUCAGAGCGUCGCCAACAUGACUGCCGCCGCUGCAUAUUUUGGUAACAAGGUUUGUCUGUUUUAUUUGUUGCUUUAAAAGUUGUUUCAAAGAGUCACUUCCACUUUUUUAUUCUUUGCAUUCUAUUUCAAAGAAAUUUUCUUUGAAUCGACAAUUGAACUAAAAAUUCCUGCUAAAGGAAUCUUAUUCUGUCCUGCGAUCCUUAAAGAAGGUUCAGAUAUUCUUCAAACAUAUUCAACGAUUACCUAUCUUUCCUAUUCAAUUCAGUCUGUCCCUAUCAAAUAUUAAUACUUCCUUUUUACUUUUCUAAUAAAUCGCUAGCCUCGAAGUUCAUUUGCGAUUUGAAUAGGCAUGAAUCGUACCAAAAUCGAAGAAGCCUGGAAAACCCGGGUAUUAUAAUUUGCUACAGAGCAAGUUUCGUUUCGAUUGGAAUAUAUCCUUUAGGAGACUAUUUCCUUGUUUCAGGCCGGAUACGGGACGCCUCAUCUCGGCUUCUCGACACCACCGACACACAAUUUUCUGCCGGCGUCCAUGGGUUACAUCAGCGGCUCUCUGGCCGACUGCCAGCCUUCCGGCAUCGCUUGGAACGCCAAUCCGCCAAGGUGAGUCGAUGUCUGCCACUUCCGAGUUCACUUCUUCCUUGAAAAAGAAAGCAAUCAAUACAAAAAACUUGCAGCUUCUCGCGGAAGCAACGCCGUGAAAGGACCACUUUCACGCGGAAUCAGCUGGAAAUUCUCGAGAGCUACUUUAUGAAGACUCGUUAUCCAGACAUCUUCAUGAGAGAAGAUAUGGCUCAUAAAAUUCAGUUGCCAGAAAGCCGCGUUCAGGUGACUUUCCGACUUUUUACCUUGUUUUCCUGGCUCCUUUUUUUUCUUUGAUCUAUCUCAAGCGGUGAAAGACAUUGUUUUUCGUAAAUGACCAGAAGUGAUGCUAGUGGCUCACUUUCUUCUAAACUGCAGAGUUCAAACUAUGAACAUUGCUGAGUUUUGGCCUUCAAUUUAUUAUUUUCAAAACUAGUUUCACAAUGAUUGAUCUCGAUUUGAAAAUAUGAAGCUCCUAAACUCUGUAUCAUUUAUCCUUUCAACUUUUCACUGCACUCUUGAAUAUUUUGCGACUGGAAACACUGGGAGGCUCUCAUUUGCUAACUUGAAACUCAAAAGUCAAGUAAGUAAGCUUCACAGGGCCCCAUGUCUUGGUCCACUUUGUUUUUUCAAUCCUUUUCGGCGCCCAGUUUUGCGGCGCCGGUCGUCACGGUACCGUAUCCUUUUCCUCCGCUUCGAGAGACAAACAGGCUGCCCAGUUCGCGAUAAUAGAGUCGUACACUCCGUCGCGAUCGAUUGGUUCUCCUUUACUUUCUCCUCACUGAAAAGUACUGUAGUAAAGAGAAUUGCCCGGAAGAUACGAAACCUUUUGGACUUCUCAUGGAGAAACUUUUAGAAGUCAUGAACAAAAAAUAUUGAAAUUUGAAGGAAAGUAAAAACAAAAUCGACAUUUUAAUUGAAUAUGUCACAUCGGAGGAUUUGAAGCAGUAAGGAAAAACCAAAAAGACAAUGUUUCAUCGGCGACUGCACGACCAAACAACUAUAUGUCUAAUUGUAUAACAAAAAAAAGCUUAUCAAUGUAGUCUUGGAUUUCAAACUCCUUUUCAAGCUGUUUGUAAAUGAGUUUUGAGGAAAAACCCCUCCACGAAUUUUUCUUAAACUGUUAAUAAACAGGAACAAAAGUACUUGGAUCUGUUUUUUAUUUCAAUAUGUUCUAUACAGCUAUUCUCUUCAAAAGGCUGAUUUUUGAAGGUGUGGUUCAAAAAUCGACGAGCGAAAGCCCGACAGCAGAAAAAAGCACAGCAAGCCAGCGGACACUCGACUUGUGCCAGUAGCAAUACGUGAGCUCACAACUCCAAAAUUCCAACCAACGACGUUAGUUUCAGAAGCAACUCUGGCGCUUCGAACGGAGGUGGUGACGCGAUUCCUUCUAGUCCUAGCACGGACAGCGACGUCAAGUUUGGAGUGAGUAGAACAGCAGCCGGGAGAUGACGUCGAAAGUUUCCAGGUUAAGGAGGAACAGCUCGACGCUGCUAACGGCACGAGCGAGCCGUCGCGCUCACCAGAGCAACCUGAGGAGAAGCCGACGACCAGCAGUGCCAGCGUCUACACUCUCCCGACGGUAUCGCCUAACGGCUACAACAGCGCUUCGUUCAGACCUCAGGCUCAGUACCCCUACGGUCAGUAGCUCCCUUUCAUGAUUUCGGAGUCUCGGAUCUAUCUUAGAUGGUAUUGAGACGUGUCGUAUUUGAUUCAAAAGACAAAAAAAAAAUUUUAAUUUCUAGGCGGUCUGGGAAGCAACUACCAGGACUACUUCGCCUACACACAGCCUUCCACCACUACAAAUCCCUACACCAUGGAAUGGAAAUUCCAGUAA